UCCUUAAAAUUCUGUGCAAAGAUUGGUGCUAUUAUAUUUCUUAAAGCGAUUUAGCGUAUAAUUACGUUUUAUAUAAUAUAUAAUAUAUACUCUGUGGGAUUAAUACCGGUAUUUUUUUAAGGUAAUGGAAUUUCAGCCACCUAAUUUAAAAAAUUGAAUGCUAAUGAACUCAAACAGGAAAUCUAAUUCUAUUCAAUAACUGAUUUUGCAACAUUCAUAAUGAGCUCAUUUAACUGCAGUUCGUCUGAUUUUCGAAAGUUGGUUCAUUUUGAUCUGAAAGGUGCUCCUCCAGUUGUAUCAUAUUAUGAGCAGAUAUUUGGACUGUUAAAAAAGUUAGGAGCAACUGGAAUUUUAAUUGAAUAUGAAGAUAUGUUUCCUUAUCAAGGAGAUCUACAAAUUGUUUGCCAGCCAGAUGUAUACAGUAAGGAAGAAAUACAAAAAAUUCAGUCAUUGGCUGCAGAAAAUGAUUUAGAAGUUGUUCCCUUAGUUCAGUCAUUUGGACACUUAGAGUUUUUAUUGAAACAUGACAAGUACUAUGAAAUUAGAGAAGCUGAACGCUAUCCAAAUGCUUUAUGUCCUUCACAUCCAAAAAGUGAAUCUAUUGUCCUUGAAAUGGUGAACCAGAUAAUUGAUAGCCAUCCUAGCUCAAAAUUUAUUCAUAUUGGUGGUGAUGAGGUGUGGCAUCUAGGGCAGUGUGUCAGUUGUAAAGAAAAAAUGAAAGCUGAAAACUGGAAAAAAGAGCAUCUCUUCCUAGACCAUAUUUGUCGAAUUAUUAAGAAAAUUCGUGAGAAGUAUCCACAUAUUGAAAUAAUUAUUUGGGAUGAUAUGAUGAGAGAUAUAGAUGUUAAUAUCUUAAUUUUUUCUGAAAUUGGAGGCCUUGUAAUUCCGAUGGUAUGGCAUUAUCUUCCUACAGAAGAAUUUAAACUCAAGAAUUCUCUUUGGGAGAAAUAUUCUAAAGUUUUCCCAAGCAUAUGGAUUGCUAGUGCAUUCAAAGGUGCUACAGAAAUGACACAAUUGGUCACUCCAACAAGGUACCAUGUAGCUAAUCAGCAAGCUUGGUUAAAAACGCUUAAAACAUUCGGAAACUUGUUUAAAAAAGUACAUGGAAUUGCAGUUACAGGAUGGCAGCGUUUUGAUCACUAUACUGUUUUGUGUGAAUUGUUUCCUGUGGCCUUGCCUACAUUAGCAGUUUGCCUACUUACUUUGAUGCAUGGAGAUUUUGGAGAAAAUGUUCACAAGACAGCAUCUUCACUUCUAGGUUUUCAAAAUUUGAUAGAAAUGGAUGCAUUUCCUAGGCCUCAACCUGUUGGUCCACCACCAUUAUUUCCAGGAGGAAAUAUACAUAACAGCUGUCUACUUCUUGCUAACUGCAUUACUGAAUAUCAUAUUCUUAUGCAUCAUCCCAGCAUUGAAGGAGCUUUCAGCAGUUUCCAAAUAAUGCACAAUAGAGUCAACACAUUACAUAUCGACCAGUUCCUACCAAGAGCUAGAAUACUCUUGAUGAAUUUAGAAGCUAUUAAUGCACAACUUGAAGGAGAAUUAGGAAAAAUAUUCUACACAAGUACAGUGGAAGAAUUUUUAGCAGUCAAUAUCAACCCUUUCCUAGAGAAGCUGCGGAAACUUGUCCGAGAUGCUGAUCAACAAAUUAUUUUUCAUUCACCACCGGAAGAAAUACGUUCAAAUUCAAGUUAACAGUAUACCAAAUGUUCAUAUGUUAGUAAUUUUCAAUCUCUUUUUCAAUCAAGCCUUGUCUUUUUAAUUCAAUUGAAGCAUUUAAAAUAAUUAUAAACUUCUUUAAACUAUAUACUUGUAAGACUUUUUUUUUUUAAAUCUGUAACUUAUUCUUUUGAAAUAAAAAUGUUUUUGUGGU
Messenger RNA from Stegodyphus dumicola, 1870 nucleotides. Its product is annotated as hexosaminidase D-like. Gene Ontology annotation, biological process: carbohydrate metabolic process. The record is from RefSeq and is a predicted model, not a curated record. Gene Ontology annotation, molecular function: hexosaminidase activity. Lineage: Eukaryota; Metazoa; Arthropoda; Arachnida; Araneae; Eresidae.